This is a messenger RNA of Pygocentrus nattereri (red-bellied piranha), 1657 nucleotides long. RefSeq names its product XK-related protein 8-like. The transcript has 3 exons. Gene Ontology annotation, cellular component: plasma membrane. The record is from RefSeq and is a predicted model, not a curated record. Bases 143 to 1342 code for a protein of 399 amino acids. Gene Ontology annotation, biological process: engulfment of apoptotic cell; phosphatidylserine exposure on apoptotic cell surface; apoptotic process involved in development. Lineage: Eukaryota; Metazoa; Chordata; Actinopteri; Characiformes; Serrasalmidae.
UGACACAGCAGGAAUGUGUGAGAGAGUUCAAGUGUGGUAAAGUUAAGGAGGGCGUUUACUUUCAGUUUUGCACUGUAAGUAUUUAGUUCAGAGCAGCACUGGAUUACAGACGAAGACCAGACCCCUCAAACAAGCUCAGACCAUGGAGGAAACCUUUCCUUUCCAUUUCCCAUUAUCAGCCAGCCUGCUCUCUCUGCUCAGUACACUGCUUUUCCUGUUGGACGUGGUGCUGGACGUGUGGGCUAUUGUGUCGCUGUAUCAGGACGAGGAGUAUGUUUAUAUGGGAGUGUUGAUAGCUCUGCUGCUCUGCUCCUCGAUCCUACUUCAUGUUUUCAGCUGGAUCUGGUACUCGGACCCGGAAACCAGCACGGACAAAUUUGUGUGGAAGUACGGUUUAAUAGGACCUCUGCACGUCUUUCAGCUGGGACUGUUCCUCAGGUUUGCCAGUUUGGUAGAACUCUCCCUCCGCAAAGUUAUACAAAGAAGCGACCGCUUCCAAGAAGGAGUGGCUGUGUAUCUGAAGCAUGACCUCAGCGUGCUGCGGCUGUUUGAGACGUUUUCUGAAAGCGCCCCGCAGCUUGUUCUGAUGAUCAUGUUCACCAUGCAGGAGCAGGAGCUGCAGCUGUUUACAGCCUUUAAAAUAGCUGCUUCACUAAUGUCCAUCGCGGUCAGUGUGCUGUUUUACCAUCGCGACAUGCGUGACUUCAUUCCUGAAGAUCAGAAGAUGGGCUGGUCCUCCUCUGCAGUUUUCUUCCUGUGGAACCUGCUCCUGAUUACCCCUCGGGUGCUUGCUGUCGCCCUCUUCGCCUCCAUCCUGCCCUGCUACAUCGCUGCUCACGUCCUGUCCUGGUGGGCGCUGCUGUUUCUCUGGGCCUGGAGGCAGAAGACAGACUUCAUGGACACUGAAGGAGGCGAGUGGCUCUACCGGGCCACCAUAGGACUCAUCUGGUACUUCAGCUGGUUUAACGUGUCAAAGGGAAAGACUAAAGUGAAGAGCAUCAUCUACCAUGUGUGCAUGGGGGCCGACAUGGUGCUGCUUCUGGUUUUGUGGUUUUGGAAAAGAUCCGUGGAAUCGGCUCGUAUGAGUCCUCUGCCAGUUAGUCCCUACAUACUGAUUGGUGGGUUGCCUGUGCUUUACAUCACUGGACUCCUAGUAAAACUGCUCUACUACUGGAAGUUCCAUCCCAACUGCCCAAGUUUGAGAUUUGAGACGCCAUCGGUUGAGCUAUGCAGAGUAGGUGCAGGUGCGAAUGUUUUGGUUGAGACAGAUUCCGCUGACAUAGGACGUAGGAAUGGAGCCGACAAGAGGAUGAGGAACAUGGCUGCUAAUUUCUACUACUAAUUUAGACUUGAUAAGGUGUACGGCUGGAGCCCUAGAGCCAGAUUAGGCCUAAUGCUGCAUUCACACAUGCUUAUGGACGACAGCAAGGCCUGCAGACUGCAUCAGGGAGCAGAACAUUCCAUGAAAAGUUCGAUUUUUCCAACUUUUGGUGUCGACCACAGUGGUGGAAUAAACCGGAUGUUGAUUUUUUUGUAAGUGAUGGACGCCAGACGUGUUGUUGUUGAUCUCCAGAUGAAACUAGUAUUACACACAAUUACAGUAUUAGGUGCUAGUAAAAGGCUGGACCCCUUUUUGCCUUCAGAACUGCCUUAAUUC